AUGCUUCUUCUGCUCCUGUGGCCCGCUUGUGUGGCCGACGCACCCGAAGAUGCUCCAGAGAUUUUCUUCUACCAAUUGGACGGUUUUCGGUCAAGUCUCGACUCGUCUCGCAUCUACAACGCGGGAACGUUGUACAGCAUAUGCUCUGAUAUUUCCUCUGUGUAUUACUGUGCGAAUCAUGCCGCAACAAGUCAAACAUGCUCGGCCAGUGAGGAUGGCCUCCGUUGGGCCACAAAUGGUUUCGCAGAAGCUCAGACUGGCUGGCAGGCGGCAAUGGUAUUGAUUGUUGAUGGCCAGAACGCUCUCUUCGUGGACAUAUCGCUCUGUCUGGACCCCUCUCGCGGGAUGCCUUGGUUGUGUGAGAUCAACAGCAUGGUCAUCAUCAUCGGCUAUCUCGAAGAACUACAGUAUGCGCUACCUCUUCCUGCUCUUCCCCAACACGCUCAUGAAAUAGAGGUCGACCUGCGUCUGGUUGUAUCGGCUCUCUUAAUCUCAGAAACCUCCACACUCGAUAUGGACCUCUGGAACCGCGCAAUCGCUGAUCGAGAAGAGCUCGCUAAUAGACAGACGGGCUGA
Messenger RNA from Postia placenta MAD-698-R-SB12, 576 nucleotides. RefSeq lists its product as hypothetical. The record is from RefSeq and is a predicted model, not a curated record. The transcript has 6 exons. Bases 1 to 576 code for a protein of 191 amino acids. NCBI's taxonomy places the organism in Eukaryota, Fungi, Basidiomycota, Agaricomycetes, Polyporales, Adustoporiaceae.